This is a messenger RNA of Choloepus didactylus (southern two-toed sloth), 2033 nucleotides long. RefSeq names its product translation initiation factor IF-2-like. Lineage: Eukaryota; Metazoa; Chordata; Mammalia; Pilosa; Megalonychidae. The transcript has a single exon. The record is from RefSeq and is a predicted model, not a curated record. Bases 38 to 982 code for a protein of 314 amino acids.
UGCCCUUGGGUCGGGGCCAAAGCCAGCUCCGGCUGCCAUGUUCCCGACCCACCGCAGUGGUCAGCCCUUCCCACCCAGAGGGAGGCCCGGAGGCUGCCACCACCAGGACAGCAGCGCGAGCAGGGAAAAGACGCUGGGCUGCAGGCAAGAUGCCCCAGUGCCGGGAGCCCCGAGAGUCCCAGAGGGACGGGGCCUGGAGCUGGGGCCAUCGGCCUCCGGAGGGCAGGGAAUUCCAGCCACACCCAGUCCAGCCCCACUCAGCUGCCCCCAGGGAGGCCCUGCUGGCGGUGCCCACCCACCGCCUCGGAGCUGGACGGCCUCUCCCCUGCCCUGCGGUCGGCCAACGCUCCCUCCACCUUCCUCAAGGGCAGAGUCCCCGGGGCCCGGCGUGGACUCAACUGCCCAAGUCACCUGGCUCGACACCGGCUGCCGGGAAGGUGGUUGGGGUGGCCCAGGUGGCCCUGCCUGUGGAGGGGUCGGAAGGGGUCUCUCCACGAGGCCCAGGUGCCCGCCUGUGCCAGGCUGCCGGGCGGCUGUGGGCUGGGGAGUCAGGCCCGCCCUGCCCUCUGCCCUCUGCCCCCAGCCCUGCCACAUGUCAGCUGCGUCACACAGGCAAAGAGCUGGGCCUGAGGGCGAUGCACGGUGUGGCCCCGAGACCUCGGGGAGAGGAAGAGGAGGGAGAGGAGGCUCCUGGAGGCCCCCCUCGUGCCCCCACGCACCGGCUGCUCGCACUCGGUGUCCGCAGCCCCCGGCCCCCACAGGCCGCAGGGAUGCUCGCUGGAGGCUGGCACCCUGCAGAGGGUGUCCUGCCCCGAGGUCUGGGGGUGGCAGAGCCCCGCAGGAAAGCGCGUGGGGCCAGACCCCAAGGCAGGCCGGAGCCCACACGCCGCCACCUCUCCACAGUGUUAGGGUCGCAGUGCAGUAUGUACUUAAUCACACUAAAUUAUUCUUGAGAUGCCUCCUAAGCACUAAUUAUACCUGAUUAUAGGCUAAACUAUUUAUUUUGUCCAAAAUAUUUUCUUAGGGAUGUGUUUAACCUUUUUUGUGUUCAUUGUGUGCUGAGAUGUGAAGACGGACUUUUGUGGCCAGUGGGCGGCAGUGGACGCCAGGACGUCCAAGCGGGCGUGUUUGGGCCCGUGGCUGGCUGGGAGGGUGGUGCCCCCACUGGGCAGGAGAGGGGCUGGUUGCUGAGCAGCGUGAGUGGGACGGGGUCCCAGAGCCGAAAGGGCUUGUCGCUGGCCUGAGCCAGGGGAGCAGGUGAUCGUGCGUCUGUCUUGUCUUUCUCUCGGCCCCACGGUAUCGCUUCCUGGCCCUCCGAGCUGGGAAGAGGCUCAGCGCAGUCUCCCUGGCCUGGGCCUCGGCUCACUGCCCUCCCUCCACCCACAGCGAGGGGGCCGGGGAUGUGGGGUGCUGCCACUCCCCCGGCACUGCCUCAAGGCCCCUCGCUGGGCGGCAAGGGCUCUGGGUGGCCUGGAGGCAGUGGUGCCCUCUGCCCCUCCUUCCCGGCCCUCACCCCUUCCCACCCGCCCGGCUCGGGGGCAGCAGCCUUCUCGGGGUUAGCAGGAGCCCCUGUGCCUGGCGAAGGUGUUCCCGGCUGGAGAUGCUCCCGCGGGCCCUGCCGGCCUCUCCCCAGGGCCCUCCUCCAGCCCCUCCUGGCCUGGGGGGCCGAGCCUGGCUCCCCCGCAGCCGCACGCCCUUGGGAACCGCUGUCAGCUCCACGGCCUCCCCGCCGCUUCUCGCGUGGGCAGGACCGGGCCCUCCUGGAGACGGGUGCAUGUUUAUUUCCUCAAGUUGGCCCUCGGUUUGUGGGGGCUCCCAGGACUGUGCUGAAGGGGGACUUGCUGGACACUCGGGAGCCGGGUCUCGCGUCGCCAUCGCCUGCGUCAGGGUGGAGCUGGCCCUGGGGGCCGGGCAGUGCCCGGGAGGCCUCAAGUGACACCGAGCGUCCACCCCCUGCCGGCUCCCCCUCCAGGCAUCAUCUCCCCUUCAGGUCCUUGCAUGUGAAAUCCUCCACAGUAAACGAAUCAAACAAG